CUAUUCAAUGAUGUCAUAGGAAAGCUACCUCUAUGUUCCAUCCAGAAUGCCGUAAUUAAUGGGAGAGAUAUAGUGAUCCACCUGAGCCAACAGGAGAGGGUCAGCAGUGAAUCCCAGAUGUUAAUCAUGGUGCAGGUGAUUAACAACAUGGAUGAAUUUAAAGAGUUGUUGCGGGCUGCUGGGAGCAGGCUUGUGGUGGUGGAGUUCUCAGCAAGGUGGUGUGGCCCCUGCAAAAGGGUUGGUCCCAUUUUCCAGGCAAUGUCUUUAAAAUACCAAAACGUCACGUUUGCUAAUGUGGAUGUGGACUCAUCAAAGGAAUUGGCUCAACUUUGUCACAUCAAAGCCGUGCCCACAUUUCAGAUGUUCAAGCACACCAAAAAGAUUUAUGAAUUUCAAGGAGCUGAUGAACAAAAGCUGGAAGCGAAGAUUCAAGAGCUCAUGUGAACUGCCACCCAAAAGCAAACAUACCUGUGACGUUUUCUGAAGCCUCAGCAAGUGUUCUGUGUUUUGAUUUUCAGCAUGCUCUGUCACCUGCUUUCUCUCAGUCUCUCUCCUGA
Microtus ochrogaster (prairie vole) is the source of this 557-nucleotide messenger RNA. Its product is annotated as thioredoxin domain-containing protein 8. The record is from RefSeq and is a predicted model, not a curated record. The transcript is spliced from 5 exons. Gene Ontology annotation, molecular function: protein-disulfide reductase activity. Lineage: Eukaryota; Metazoa; Chordata; Mammalia; Rodentia; Cricetidae. The coding region runs from base 118 to 444 and encodes 108 amino acids.